Zeugodacus cucurbitae (melon fly) is the source of this 4510-nucleotide messenger RNA. RefSeq names its product somatostatin receptor type 5-like. Gene Ontology annotation, biological process: G protein-coupled receptor signaling pathway. Bases 1774 to 3420 code for a protein of 548 amino acids. NCBI's taxonomy places the organism in Eukaryota, Metazoa, Arthropoda, Insecta, Diptera, Tephritidae. The transcript is spliced from 2 exons. Gene Ontology annotation, molecular function: peptide binding; somatostatin receptor activity. The record is from RefSeq and is a predicted model, not a curated record. Gene Ontology annotation, cellular component: neuron projection; membrane.
CAUAUGUAUGAAUUUUCCCGUUUCUCGCGUGGGUCCAUUUUAAAAAAGUAAUAUGAGAAAAGUUCGAACAUGAAAUUAUAUUUUAUUUGCAAUGAGCUAAAGCUUGAUUAUGAGAAUGACUUGCAAGACGAUCUUCAGUUUCAGAUUAAGAUGCUCCAUCGCGGAGUGUUUUUGAUACCCUCACCUGGGAGCUAUUUCCAGAAAUUUGAGAUUCUUGCAAAAAAUAUAGCCUAUGUUACUCGGGGCUAAAGUAGCUACCCAAAUCGACACAGUAGUUUUUGAGUUUAUUCAGUACAAACAUACAUACAAAUCUUUCCUCUUUAUAAUAGUAGUAUUAUUGUAGUUCACUCAACUUUCUGAAGAAUUCAAAACUCAAAAUUUGCUUACAAAAUAUUUUGUUUAUUACACAUUUAUUUAAAAUAAAUGAUUUCAGGAAUUUGGUUUUACUUAAUGUUCAAUCUUAGCGCUCAAAAUCUUGUUUUUGUAGCCUACAAAUAGGCAAUGUAUUAAAGUUUAACGCCAAAAAAAGACUCAAUGAAAGUUUCUAGCAAUCUGUUAGAACCAGUAGUCAGUAAUAAAAAUAAUAUACCUCUCAACCAUUUGAUUUGAACUCUAUUUCAAGUCAUAGUGCUGUCAAUGUCAAUAAAAGCACAAAAUCCAAAUACUUUAUUUUUAGCCUCUAAAGCUAUUGUAUGACAAAUAAUAAAUAAAUACCACAUGUUGCAUUAGCAGUGAAUGUGUUUACUUACAGCUUGUAAUUUUGGUACACAUACUUGCAAGUUUACCUGCAAAAUGUUACUCAUACGCCAAGGUAAAAAUAAAUAAAUAAAUAUAGAUGUAGUUGCUGUAGAUAAGUUAUAGUAUUUUUAGAUGUAAACAUAAAUAAAACGAAUUUAAAAUGUAAAUUAAAAAGCACUGCAUAAAAUCUGCUUGGAAAUAUGAAACAUAUUUUGAGAAAAGUGUUUUAAGAAAACAUCAAAUAUAAGGCACUGAAGAAGUAAUAAGAAUAUGACUUUUUAAAACAUUUAACAUUAUAGUAAUCAAAAUUAAAUCAAUGAGCUUAUAAAGUAAUAAUAAUAAACUAUUUUCCAAAUUUUUGCUUUAAAUUUAAGCGUAACUACAAUAAAUAGUGAAUAAAUGUUAUAUAACUCCAACAAUACAAUAUUAUCAAAAACUAAGUAAUGACAUACCAAAAACUCCCUCACACUACUCUUGCGAACGUAACGCUUACAAUGGUAAUAUAAAGCUGAUUGUGUAAAACAUCAAAGCAAAUGUGCUUAGUCAUCAAAAUCUAAAAAAAAAAAUCAACAAAAUCUAAAAAAGAAACUAAAAAUACAACCGAUUUGAACCGCGUAAACAAAUAAAAAACACGAAAAGAAAUAAAAAAACAACAAAAAAACGGCGCAAAAGUAAACCGCACAAGGAAGAAAUCAAUAGGCAAAAGUUGCUCAUACGCCACCGCCUACAGCAGUACAAUACGGUGCGCGCACAAAUACCCGCUAGGUAGCAGCAAACAGCCUGUAGCUGCGCCAACAACACAGUACUACAGCAUACAACUUGUGCUGCUCCAAAAUUACAAACACAACAACAACUGCAACAAACCACAAAGAGACUUCAAACGAUACUACCAUUAGAUGGAGCUUGGCACCGAUAACAUCAUGCGUUCGGAACUUCUGAACUGCGUCAAUGCGUAACUCGGUUGAAUUUAGCGAGCUUAAAAUAUAACUGAAGAGCUUUAAAAGAAACCAAAGUUGUUGCGAAACCACCAACAGAAUGUAUUCCAACAUAUCGAAUUUAUUCUACAUCAGUCUAGUGGCGAGCUUAAUGCCACAAUUUGCACAAACCGGAAAGACUGACGCCAGCGAACCGCCGGCUGGACAGGAACACGGCAAUGCGAACUUGGCUAUGGCACGCGCCAGAGCACUAGCGAAUAUACAAGAGCAGCUCUUACCGAAUUUGAAUCUCUUACAGUUGGAGGCAAAUGAGUUUCUCAGUCGCGUCAAUGGCGCCAUCUAUAACAUGACAUUCAAUGAGACCUACGAAGAGGAGAUGAUGUGUCACAAUGGACAGAAUGCUAUAGCCAAUCUGGUCACAAUGAUACUUUAUGCUAUCGUCUGCAUUAUUGGACUCUUCGGCAAUACGCUGGUUAUUUAUGUGGUGCUGCGUUUUUCGAAAAUGCAAACAGUCACCAAUAUCUAUAUACUCAAUCUGGCUAUAGCCGAUGAAUGUUUCUUGAUUGGUAUACCAAUGCUGUUAUAUACAAUGCAAAUCGGUAGUUGGCCAUUUGAUGAUUAUGUGUGUAAAGCUUAUAUGGUGAGCACAUCGAUAACACAAUUUACAUCGUCGAUCUUCUUGCUGAUCAUGUCAGCCGAUCGUUAUAUAGCCGUUUGUCAUCCGAUAUCAUCGCCACGCUAUCGUACGCCGUUCGUGUCGAAAUUGGUCUCGGGUUUUGCUUGGCUGACGUCGGUGCUACUUAUGUUGCCCGUGAUACUGUUCGCCAAUACGGUGCAGACGAGCGAGGAUCACGUGUCGUGCAACAUCAAGUGGCCCGAAGCACAAAAUACACAAUCGGGUACCACAUUUAUACUGUACACACUGACAUUGGGCUUUGCCACACCGCUUACCUUCAUCUUGAUCUUCUACUUUCUCGUUAUACGCAAAUUGCAUACGGUCGGUCCAAAGCAAAAGUCCAAAGAGAAGAAGCGCUCUCACCGUAAGGUGACCAAACUGGUGCUAACAGUGAUUACAGUAUACAUACUGUGUUGGCUACCCUAUUGGAUAUCACAGUUGGCGCUCAUCUAUUCGUCGCCAAGCAAAUGUGCAUCGAGACUUGAGAUCACCAUCUUUCUGCUGGCCGGCUGUCUCGGCUACUCGAACUCGGCCAUGAAUCCCAUACUCUACGCAUUUUUGAGUGACAAUUUCAAGAAGAGCUUCCUGAAAGCUUGCACUUGUGCCACGCGCAAAGAUGUAAAUGCUCAGCUGCAAAUGGAGAAUAGUCUCUUUCCGAAAUUUGGCAAGAAUCGUCAAUCGGAUCGUCUCUUCUCACCGAAGAAGGCGAAACAGAAGAAGAUGCUUGUAACACGUAAUAAUAAUGCUACGAAUAUGCUUGCCGCUGCCUCAGGCACAACCACGACGACGACAAAUACCACGGCAACUAGCAAUAGUAGUGCCGCCAAUCAAAUAGCCGCUUACCCCGAUCGUCUGACUAACAACAUGCCGACGCAGAAGACGCCGCUAAUGAUAGAAAACCAACAUGCCGCUGGGAGCGUUGUGCCGGGCACAAAUGCAACCGUGCUUUUAGUGCCGAGCACAUCGUGCGCAGAUAUGUUGGAACAUACGGUAGCAGCUGAGGGAUCCAUGAAGCCGGUUGGCGGUACUGAUACGAGUUGUAAGGCGCCCGUGUUGCACACAGACUUAUAAGACUUGGCUAUGGGUGGUCGUACGCCAGUAGAGACAAUUGUCUAUGUGGCAAAGAGAUGAGUAUCAGCGAGAGAGUUUCGAAACGAAGAGCUGAUAUAAGGAAAGGCUAGAAUAAUAAAAAAAUAGAGUAGGAAAAUACAUAUGGGAUUGAGCAGGAGAGUUUGACGAACCAAAAAGAGAGCUUGGCAGUGAGAAAGAACUAAAGUAUAUGAUUCGUUGUCACUUAAAUAUUUAGGGAAAGUAUAGUAGAAGAUAUUGGUAUAUCAGUAAAGUAAAGGAACUUGAAUUGAGCUUUGUGAUAAAAAUAUCGCUAUUUAUUCGCAUUCACUUUGAAUCUUAAAAAAAGUAAGCAUAACAAUUAAACAAAUAAACUUCUUUUAAAGGUGCUUAUUUUCAGAAAUAGUAACAAUUAUGCUUAGAAAAGCUUUGAAAGCUCUCUUAGGUCGAUAAAAGUUUUCAGACAGUAAGAUUGUACUCUCAAUAAUAAUAUACGUACAUAUAACUUGUAUAGUUACUAAAGCACAGUUUGAGCUUUUCCGUAAUGUAUUUUCAUCAUAAGAUAUCAAAGCUUGGUAGGCCUUGUAUUUAAAAAGUUUUAAAUCGAUACAAUAGCUUAUUAAUCUUUUAAAAAUACUUCAAACUUAUUUUUGUAAAUAUCAAUAACGAAAACAUGUACAGUACUUGUAAAGCUUAAAAAGCUUUAGUUUCGAAAAAUUUAUUUGAGACGAUAGAUAAUAUCUCUUUUCUCUCUUAUAAAGGUUAAUCUGGUAGGCCAGAAAGCCACACAUAGACCAGUUUUGGUCCUUUGCGAUACCAGAUGGAGUGCGUAGUUAAUGAGGAGUAAUCAAUCUUUAGAAUGCCUGGGCUUGACGUGAAUUUUAAAAGAUCACUCUUAUAAAAAAUUAUACAAAAACGAGAGUGUUUUCUAAAUGAAUAUACAUAUGUAAAUUCUGACUCAACUCCUUAAAAAUAUAGUGAAAUAUGUAAGCUUAAGCUUUGAGCUUUGAAGUUCAAUCUUUAAUACCCUAAAAUAAAUUUUAAAGUUGCAGGAAAUUUUACUAUUAUUUUGCAAUUUUAUACACUUCUCUCG